Molecule: messenger RNA, 3106 nt
Organism: Elgaria multicarinata webbii
Lineage: Eukaryota; Metazoa; Chordata; Lepidosauria; Squamata; Anguidae
Gene: TRHDE
Product: thyrotropin releasing hormone degrading enzyme
Exons: 19
Coding region: 1-3099 (1032 amino acids)
Biological process (GO): proteolysis; peptide catabolic process
Cellular component (GO): cytoplasm
Molecular function (GO): peptide binding; metalloaminopeptidase activity; zinc ion binding
Source: RefSeq, a predicted model, not a curated record
AUGAUCGAGGAGGACGCCGGCCUGAGGAACGGCAGCAGGGGGCUCUCGGGCCAGUGGGCGGACGCGGCGGCGGUGCGACCCCGGACCACGGAGCGCCACAUCACGGUGCACAAGCGCCUCGUGCUGGGCUUCGCCAUCUCCAUCCUGGCUCUGCUGGUGGUCACCAUGAUCGCCGUGUUGCUCAGCGUGCGCAUCGAGGAGUGCAGCGGCAGCGACAACGCGGCGGACGGCCCAGCGGCAGGCAGGGCGGGCAACGGGAGCGUCCCGGCGGCGGCGGCGGCGGCGGCCGCAGGAAGCGCCCGCCUGAACCAGAACAAUGCCGGGGAGCUCCCCGGCCGCGGCGGGCUGGGAACGGCAGCGCCGGGAGCGGCAGCGGGGGAAGAGGACGCGGAGCAGGAGGAGUGGCAGAGGCGGCGGCAGCCGCCGCCCUGGACCCAGCUGCGCCUGCCCGGGCACCUGCGCCCCCUGCACUACAACCUGAUGCUGAGCGCCUUCCUGGAGAACUUCACCUUCAGCGGCGAGGUCAACGUGCAGGUCGAGUGCCUCAACGCCACCCGCUACAUCGUCCUGCACGCCCACCGCGUGCGCGUCGAGGCGGUCCGCGUGGCGGAGGACCGGCUGGCCGGCGCCCUGCGCGUCGCCGGCUUCUUCCUCUACCCGCAGACCCAGGUCUUCGUGGUCGUCCUCAACCGCAGCCUGGAGGCGCAGCGAAGUUACAACCUCAAGAUCAUCUACCACGCGCCCAUCGAGAACGAGCUGCUGGGCUUUUUCCGCAGCUCUUACGUCCUCCACGGGGAGAGAAGGUUUCUUGCCGUUACCCAGUUUUCUCCUACCCAUGCCAGAAAAGCCUUUCCUUGCUUUGAUGAGCCUAUCUACAAGGCCACGUUCAAAAUCAGCAUCAAACAUCAAGCAACCUAUUUAUCUUUGUCCAAUAUGCCUGUGGAAACCUCAGUUUUUGAAGAAGAUGGAUGGGUUACAGAUCACUUUUCACAGACUCCACUCAUGUCCACAUAUUAUCUAGCCUGGGCUGUUUGCAACUUUACAUACCGUGAGACUACCACAAAGAAUGGUGUUGUGGUCAGAUUGUAUGCAAGACCUGAUGCCAUCAGAAGAGGAUCUGGGGACUAUGCUCUAAACAUUACUCGGAGACUAAUUGAAUUUUAUGAAGACUACUUCAAAGUGCCCUAUUCCCUGCCAAAAUUAGAUCUAUUAGCUGUGCCUAAGCAUCCUUAUGCUGCUAUGGAGAACUGGGGACUAAGUGUUUUUGUGGAGCAGAGGAUACUCCUGGAUCCAAGCAUUUCUUCCAUAUCAUACUUACUUGAUGUCACCAUGGUCAUUGUGCAUGAAUUAUGCCAUCAGUGGUUUGGUGACCUUGUGACUCCAGUAUGGUGGGAAGAUGUGUGGCUAAAAGAAGGCUUUGCUCACUAUUUUGAAUUUGUUGGCACUGACUAUCUCUACCCAGGCUGGAAUUUGGAGAAGCAGAGGUUUCUGACAGAUGUCUUACAUGAAGUCAUGCUGCUUGAUGGCCUGGCUAGUUCACACCCAGUGUCACAGGAAGUGCAGCAAGCAACAGACAUUGACAGAGUGUUUGACUGGAUCGCCUAUAAAAAGGGUGCAGCCUUAAUUCGAAUGCUGGCUAAUUUUAUGGGUCACUCAGUGUUUCAGAUGGGCCUGCAAGAUUAUUUAACCAUUCACAAGUAUGGCAAUGCUGCCAGAAAGGACCUAUGGAACACACUGUCGGAGGCCCUUAAGAAGGUUGGAAAAAUUGUGAAUAUCCAAGAAGUAAUGGAUCAGUGGACACUCCAGAUGGGUUAUCCUGUUAUAACUAUCAUGGGAAAUGAAACUGCAGACAAUGUUAUAAGAAUCUCCCAAGAACACUUUAUUUAUGACCUUGAUGUUAAAACCAAAGAUCCUGGCCUUGGAAACAACAGCUACUUGUGGCAGAUUCCAUUAACAAUUGCAGUAGGAAAUACGAGCCACAUCUCAUCAGAGGCAAUUAUAUGGGUGUCUAACAAAUCAGAACAUCACAGGAUUGCUUCUCUUAAUGAGGGAAGCUGGCUUCUGGGCAACAUCAAUCAAACUGGCUAUUUUAGGGUUAACUAUGACAUUAGAAAUUGGAGGCUGUUAAUUGACCAACUAAUGAGAAACCAUAAGGUAAUCUCUGUCAGUAAUCGUGCAAGUUUGAUCGAUGAUGCAUUCAAUUUAGCCAGAGCUGGCUAUUUGCCUCAGAAUAUUCCACUAGAGGUUAUCAGGUAUCUGUCCAAGGAAAAGGAAUUUCUGCCCUGGCAUGCUGCUAGCCGAGCACUUUAUCCUCUAGAUAAGUUGCUGGACCGCACAGAAAACUACAACAUCUUCAAUGAAUAUAUUUUAAGACAAGUUGCUUCAAUGUAUCUUAAGCUUGGAUGGCCAACAAAUAAUUUGGACAAAUCCUUUGUUCAAGCUUCCUACCAACAUGAGGAGUUACGCCGUGAAGUGAUUAUGCUGGCUUGCAGCUUUGGUAAUAAGCAUUGCCACCAGCAGGCUGCAACUCUGAUCUCAGACUGGAUUUCUAGCAACAGGAACAGAAUACCACUAAAUGUGAGAGACAUCGUCUACUGCACAGGAGUUUCACUGAUGGAUGAAGAUGUAUGGGAGUUCAUCUGGAUGAAAUUCCACUCUACUACAGCAGUUUCAGAGAAGAAAAUAUUGUUAGAAGCUUUAACUUGUAGUGAUGACAGAAAUUUGUUAAACAGGCUUCUUAACCUGUCUCUCAAUUCCGAAGUUGUCCUGGAUCAGGACGCAAUCGAUGUCAUAAUCCACGUAGCUCGAAAUCCACAUGGAAGAGAUCUUGCUUGGAAAUUUUUUAGAGAAAAAUGGAAAAUAUUGAAUGCAAGAUAUGGAGAAGCGUUAUUUAUGAAUUCAAAACUUAUCAGUGGAGUCACAGAAUUUCUUAAUACAGAGAGUGAACUAAAUGAGCUAAAGAACUUUAUAAAGACCUAUGAGGAGGGAUCUGCUGCCUCUUUCUCCCGAGCUGUUGAAACAGUGGAAGCUAAUGUCCGGUGGCAAACGCUUUAUAAAGAAGAAUUAUUUCAGUGGCUGAAAAAAUCACUGGCUCACUGAUCAGUGU